This is a messenger RNA of Globicephala melas (long-finned pilot whale), 2218 nucleotides long. RefSeq names its product F-box protein 40 (gene FBXO40). Gene Ontology annotation, molecular function: zinc ion binding; ubiquitin protein ligase activity; protein binding. Lineage: Eukaryota; Metazoa; Chordata; Mammalia; Artiodactyla; Delphinidae. Gene Ontology annotation, cellular component: cytoplasm. The record is from RefSeq and is a predicted model, not a curated record.
AUGGCGGGGGGAGAGGAGAUGAGUUACAAAGCAAGAAGAAAUUUGGAAGCUAUGCGUAGGGCGCGCAGGCCUCCACGAGGGCAGCACGGGCACUGUGACAGAUGCUUCAACCGUCACUGCCACAUGCCUAUGGAGCCUGGUGUCUCCUGCCUGGUGAUAAACUGCCACCUGUCCUGCGGUGCUACCUUCCACAUGUGCAAAGAGGCAGAGCACGAGCUCCUGUGCCCUUUGGAGCAGGUUCCGUGCCUCAACUCCGAAUAUGGCUGCCCCCUUUCCAUUUCCCGUCACAAGCUGGCCAAGCACCUGCAAGUGUGCCCCGCCAGCGUGGUCUGCUGCUCCAUGGAGUGGAACCGCUGGCCAAACUUGGACUCUGAAACAGCCCUUCACGAGAACAUCAUGAAAGAGACCCCCAAUGAGGAGUGCUUGGACACAGCCCUGGCCCUCCAAGACCAGAAGGUCCUCUUUAGAUCUCUGAAAAUGGUAGAACUUUUCCCAGAAACUAGAGAACCCAUGGAAGAGGAACCUACCAUGAAUGGUGAAGCCAGUUGGAAGGAAAUGGAAGGAGCGGUGGGUGGGGCAGAUGCUGGUUUGGUAACAACCACCAACGGAGAGGUGGCAGAGCUGAGUCAAGAAGAACGAGAGGUAUUAGCCAAAACCAGAGAAGGGAUGGACCUAGCCAAGUUUGACAAGUGGGAAAAUAUGUUCAGCAAAGAGCAUGCGGCCUCUGCUUUAACGAGCUCAUCAGUGAGCAGUGAGAGCAAGAGCAGGGAUGGCCCAGAGAAAGAACAGAUUUCCAGCAGCAACAACAUGGUAGAAAAGAGCGCUGCCAAAGGGAAGGAAACACAGGAAGACCAGAAGCAGCAGGAAUUUCAUGAAGCCAUAGAAAAGUCAGGGCUUGCCCCUUGGCAGGAUGGUGUUCUGGAAAGACUGAAAACAGCUAUGGAUGCAAAGGACUAUAAUAUGUAUCUGGUGCACAAUGGGAGGAUGCUUAUUCACUUUGGUCAGAUGCCUGCUUGUACACCUAAAGAGAGAGACUUUGUUUAUGGCAAACUCGAGGCUCAGGAAGUGAAGACUGUUUACACCUUCAAAGUUCCCAUGAGCUACUGCGGGAAGCGGGCUCACCUCAGAGACACCUCGUUGAGUAGUAGGCCAAGUGAACACAAGGCAGUAGAUACUUUGGAUUUAGGGAUCACUGUGGAGGACCUCCCCAAAUCAGAUCUCAUCAAGACCACCCUGCUGUGUGCUCUGGAAAGAGAACUCAAAGGUCAUGUCAUCUCUGAAUCCAGGAGCAUUGAUGGGGUGUUCAUGGAUUUUGCUACACAGACAUACAGUUUUGAGCCAGAACAAUUUUCCUCCAGGACGGUGCUGGCUGACCUUCUAACCACUGCCAAUCUGAAUGGGCUCCAUAUGGAGCUCCACAGUGAGUGUGUGACCAGGAGACACAACAAGAGCAGUUCUGCCUUUACUUUCACUUGCAACAAAUUCUUCAGGAGGGAUGAAUUUCCCCUACAUUUCAAGAAUGUCCACACAGACAUUCAGUCAUGUCUCAAUGGUUGGUUCCAGCACCGAUGCCCCCUUGCCUACUUGGGAUGUACCUUUAUUCAAAACCAUUUCUGUCCCCCAGGGAAAAAGGCAAAAGUAAUCUACAGUCAGGAGCUCAAGACCUUUGCCAUCAAGCCGGAGGUUGCUUCAGAGCUGAGUGAGGGAGGGAACAACCAUCUCUCAGGCCAUGAGGGAAAAAACCAGAAUUCUCUAACCAGCCUGCCCCUGGAGGUUUUGCAGUACAUUGCUGGGUUCUUAGACAGCAUCAGCCUAUCCCAGCUCUCCCAGGUGUCCGUGCUGAUGAGGAAUAUCUGUGCCACUUUGUUACAAGAGAGAGGGAUGGUCCUCCUGCAAUGGAAGAAGAAGAGGUAUUCCCAUGGAGGCACCUCGUGGAGAGUUCACAGAAAGAUCUGGCAAUUCAGCAGCCUCUUCUCCAAAAUCAAGGGCUGGGAGUUUAAUGAAGUUGCCUCCAUGUCUGAGCACCUGAAGUCCUGUCCUUUCAACGUUGUAGAACACAAGACUGACCCGAUUCUUUUGACCAGCAUGUGUCAGCCCCGUAAGCAGGCCUCAGAGACUUUAGUCACAACCUUUAAAGCCAGACCAAGAGGAAGACACACCUACUAAAGGCUCAGAAGCCACCCUUCUUGGAUUCCCACUCAGGGUUACUGAAAGUUCG